AUGGCCCAAGAUCCUAGAGCUCUUCUAGCAAAGGUUGAUAUCUUACCCCCCCGCUUUCAUUCCGGCGGUUACUAACAUGAACACAGGCCGAUAAACAGGCAUCAUCUGCCCGUGGUGGGUUCAGCUUAUUCGGCGGAAAACAAGAUAAGCUCGAGAUAGCAGCGGACCUAUACACCCAAGCAGCUAACGCUUUCCGUGUGCAAAAGCUAGGUUCGGGCUUUACUAUUAUUCCUCUCCUGUGAUACCCCUUGAUGUCGGGAACACAAAGCUGACCCGAACCAAAUAGGCAGAGAAGCGGGACAGACCCUCGAAAAGGCCGCCGCUAUCCAGCAAGAAAUCAACGAGCCCGAUGACGCAGCAAAUAGCUUCGUCGAAGCCUACAAAGCCUACAGAAAAGAUGACCCGAGUAGUGCAGCCCGCGUGUUGGAGAAGGCAAUCCAACACUACACCCUAAGAGGCAACUUCCGAAGGGCUGCGACGCAUCAGCAGAAUCUUGCCGAGCUGCUGGAACUCGAGAUCGGCGACAUACCCAAGGCCGUUGCGGCCUACGAGAUUGCUGGUGACUGGUUCCAGAGCGAUAACGCCGAGGCACUGGCCAACAAAGUGUUCUUGAAGGUGGCGGACUUGGCAGCGCUGGAGGGGAUGUAUCCCAAGGCAAUUGAGCGGUAUGAGGGUGUUGCGAGGAGUAGUGCUGGGAAUAACUUGAUGAAGUGGUCUAUGAAGGAUUACUUCCUCAAGGCUGGGAUCUGCCACCUUGCUAGUCGUGAUAAGAUUGCAUUCAAGAAGGCGUUGGAUAGUUAUGUUGAGCUGGAUCCUAGCUUCCCGAGUAUGAGGGAAUUCCAGCUUUUGAAUGUUUGUGUUGUGCACUGCUUCCACCGGUUAUACAUUUUACUCAUCGGGAGGUCUAGGAUAUGCUCGAAGCCGACGACGGUGGCGACGCAGAAGCCUUCGCCGACAAGAUCUUCCUGUACGAUCAAAUGAGCAAGCUGGACAAGUGGAAGACAACAAUGUUGUUAAGAGUCAAGAGCAGUACGACAGCUCCUAAACCGCCUCUCCUCGGAUGUAAAUAGCUAACAAAUCAACCAGGCAUCGAAGAAGACGAUGACGACGGCUUGGCCUAAUGGCAAUACCGUUCAUUCCGCUUUCUUUCUCCUUUGCUCGGGUUACUAAAAACUCCCUUGUGCGGUCUUUUCUGUUUUUAUGUCUUUUGGUGCUUCCGGCUCACGAGAUGUUUCUUGAUUGAUUGACUUUACUUUGCUCACUUUUUUCUUUUCCUGUCGAAUAUGUAUCUUGUAGGACUGAUCGCUACUUGUCCUGUGGGUAAGUUAAACUUCGUUUGACCUUG
Molecule: messenger RNA, 1345 nt
Organism: Tuber aestivum (summer truffle)
Lineage: Eukaryota; Fungi; Ascomycota; Pezizomycetes; Pezizales; Tuberaceae
Source: the annotation of a GenBank genome assembly